Wyeomyia smithii (pitcher-plant mosquito) is the source of this 1248-nucleotide messenger RNA. RefSeq lists its product as uncharacterized. The record is from RefSeq and is a predicted model, not a curated record. Lineage: Eukaryota; Metazoa; Arthropoda; Insecta; Diptera; Culicidae. The coding region runs from base 1 to 1248 and encodes 415 amino acids. The transcript has 3 exons.
AUGGAAGACAAAAUUAAAGUUAUUGGACAUCCGGUUCCUCGUCCACCUAUGGAACAAUUAAAAUCCACGUAUAAGUUGAAGGGGAAAAUUAUGUCCCGCAACUUUAAUGUGUCAUCGUAUGACCAGCAAUGGCUGUGUGGAUCGGCGAAAUUAAAUAAACUGUUCUGCUGGCCAUGUUUGCUUUUCCGUAGCGCCAAUGAAAAAAAUGUUUGGAGCAAGGAAGGAUAUAGUGAUCUGAAUCACCUUUCUGCGUCAAUUAAAACGCAUUCGAGCUCUAAAGAUCACAUAAACAAUUCACUUGCCUUAUCGAUGUUCGGGCAAAUGAGGUUAGACGAAGCACUUGACCAUAGCCGGCAGAUCGCCCGCAAUAAGCAUAACGAAGAAGUAACGAAAAACCGGAAGGGUAUGCGAACUUCAAUUGAGAUCACCUGUUUCCUUGGCACUCACGGUCUCGCCUUUCGCGGACAUUAUGAAUGUUCCGAUUCCACGAACAGAGGAAAUUAUAACGACCUCUGCACGUUGAUCGCCGCCAGGGAUCCAGCAUUCCAGGACUUUAUAAAUAAUAAAGUUUUCAGCGGAACGUCGGGAGGAAUUCAGAACGAGCUUAUAGAAUGCAUUGAAGGCUACAUGCUUCAAACAAUUAAAAGAGAAGUUCUUGAUGCUGAGUUCGUGUCCAUUAUGAUGGAUGAAUCAACAGAUUCGGCUCGGUUAUCGCAACUAUCUUGUACUCUGCGCUACUUACGGCCCGAUGGAACACCAGUUGAAAGGCUCGUUAGAUUGGCAGACGUUAGCAGUGACAAAACCGCCGCUGCGUUGGCCGGACACGUUGAUGAAAUAGCAGCGUAUUUUGGUCUUGAUGGUGACAAAGUUGUAGCUCAGAGCUAUGAUGGAGCUGCUGUAAUGUCCGGGGACAAAUCUGGAGUGCAAACAUUGAUGUUCUGUAUCAACGUAGUAGAAUGUUUACGUAACGCCAAGGCUUGCCUCGCUUCUAUCGAAGAGCUCAAAGCAGAGCAUCAUUUCUACAGAACGCUUAAUGAUGCAAUUGAUGUUUCUGGCGAAACGGUCACUGAUAGCAACGGUAUCAAUUAUCGUCCCAUAUAUGACUUUAUCAUUGACAAAAUUAUUGACGAAAUGUCUAAACGAUUCAAAGAACUAGAUGAAUACAAAUUCAUCAUUUGCCAAAUUUGCCGAAUUCAAUGUCACAUUCCCUACAAAGAAUUUGAAAAUGCUUAUUUCGUACCAUUCUAA